This is a messenger RNA of Lethenteron reissneri (Far Eastern brook lamprey), 3554 nucleotides long. RefSeq names its product trafficking protein particle complex subunit 12 (gene TRAPPC12). Gene Ontology annotation, molecular function: protein binding. Lineage: Eukaryota; Metazoa; Chordata; Hyperoartia; Petromyzontiformes; Petromyzontidae. The record is from RefSeq and is a predicted model, not a curated record. Gene Ontology annotation, cellular component: Golgi apparatus; TRAPP complex.
GACACGCGGAAGCUGCGCAGGAGCGCGCUGCCGCCUCCACACAACGUCGCCAACAUCACCUCCUGUUCACUACAUCACCUCCUGUUCACUACAUCAUACAACAUCACCAACAUCACCUCCUGUUCACUACAUCACCUCCUGUUCACUACAUCAUACAACAUCACCAACAUCACCUCCUGUUCACUACAUCAUACAACAUCACCAACAUCACAUCCUGUUCACUACAUCACCUCCUGUUCACUACAUCAUACAACAUCACCAACAUCACAUCCUGUUCACUACAUCACCUCCUCUCACAACAUCACACAACAUCGCCUCCUGUUCACAACAUCACACAACAUCGCCUCCUGUUCACAACAUCGCCAACAUCACCUCCUGUUCACAACAUCAUACAACAUCGCCAACAUCACAUCCUGUUCACAACAUCACCGCCUCUCACAACAUCACACAACAUCACCAACAGCACCACUGUUUACCACCGUUCACAACAUCACCAUUGUUCACAACAUCAUUGUUUACCACAAUUCACAACAUCGCCACUGUUAACGAUCCUUCGCCUCUUCAUUGCAACAUUGGCGACUUCGCCGCCGCACGCUCCACGCUACGCCUCUGCCACCACCUGACCCUGCAGCUAAACCUCGGCAAGGUCACCUUCACAAUCUAGGUAGAAGCACACAAUGGACGACCUUGAGCAGAAAAAGGAAGAUGCGUUGAUGACUUCAAAUCAGGAUACAGGAAAAGAGGAGUCUGAGCAGGAUGGGGAAAAUCUUCCUCCAGCAACAGACACCAUUGAUCUGGGGCCAGAGGAGAAUGAUGAUGAGGACGUGGCUGAUAUGAGCGCUCUCCUCGGUGACACGAUGAUGGAGAGUGUUCUCAUCUCCGACUCCCCCAGUAACAGCGAGGAUGACGGCACAGCCGAGAGUGCCACUGUGCAGACCAGCGAGAAACGAGAAAGCGGCGCAGAGACGGAGCUUCAAGUGGGCUUCCAACCGGACGCCAAAGGGGACACGGUGGUCGAGCUGGCACGCGUCGCCUCCGAGAUGCACGCAGCAACAGGGACGUCGCCACCACGCACCGUGAGCGACUCUAUCGAGGGCACGAACAACGACGUCGAAAUCGAAGAAGCGGACGAUGCGCAAUCGUCGCAAAGCGCCGCUGCAGUGGCAGCGCUGGACCAGUUGAGCCCCGAGCAGGAGGAGGAGGACUCGCUGCCUGUGUGCACCAUAUUCAGCAAGGCGCCGGCAACCAAGGUGCACACACGAGAGCAGCACGCCGUGAAGGAGGACGGCUUCCAGAGCCAGAUGGUGAAGUCAGCCAGCUUCACGGCCUGUGUCGAGCAGAGCAAUCCUAAAGCUGGUGCAGAUGUCAUUCAUCCGAGUCCGAGUCUCAGCAAAUUCUUUGCAGAGGAACCCUCUACUACCGGGGCAGAGUUUUUCGAUUCCUUUACGUCUGCGUCGGCCAUCUCUGCGAACAACCCGAACGUUGAUUCUCAGGCACCACCUUCAGGCUUGGCGUCCCUCUCUUUGUCUCCGUCUGAGAGCCAGAAGCCGUUUGCUGAAAGCGAAGUUUCAAGUCACACAUCAACUGAAGCACCCCCUCCACAAGCAGCAGGUGGCUUGGAGUCUCCGCAGCCGUUCUCGGUGUUCGCUGCAGGAGAGGACGCGUUUGUGUCGGCCCUGAGCGUGAGCGAGUCGGACCGGAGGCACGACGCAUGGCUUCCCUCGGAGGAGACGCGCCGCACACUGAUUGCAGUGGCCACUCAACAGUACGGGAACAUGUUUGUUGAACGAGAGCGCCUCACCAUGCCGGGACUCAAAGCAGACGCGCCACAGGAGGACCCUGUGAGAGAGCUGCUCCACAAGUGCGUGGGAGAGCAGGAGGCAGCCAAGAGGAAAGUGCUCACGGUGGAGUCUGUGGAGCCGUCUUUGGCUGGACUUAAGCAGCUGAUUAAUUCGUGGAACUGGCGUGCGGCGGUGGAGCUCACGGGCAGACUGCUCACCGCCCAUGGGCAGGGCCACGGCAAGUGUGGCCAGCCGAGCAGCCACACCACCGACUCCAUCCAGCUCUGGUUCGUGCGUCUCGCCCUCCUGGUGAAACUGAGGCUCUUCGGCGGCUGUGACUCAGAGCUUGAGCCGUUCGGCAACUUGGACCACCCUGACCUGUACUACGAGUACUACCCCCACGUGUACCCAGCACGCAGAGGGUCCAUGGUACCGUUCUCCUUGAGGAUUCUUCAUGCCGAGCUGCCUCAGUAUCUCGGUCGGCCUCAGGAAACUCUGGAUCGUCUGCAUCAGGUCGGAGUCAUUUGUGGAAAGAUUCUAAGCAACCUAGAGAAUGGACUCGCAGAGGACGGGAGCAUGAUCAACCUCUCCACAGAAAACCGGCAAGCCUCCGUGCAGCUGUGGCGGUCGCGCGUGGCUCGCGUGCACUACUCCACCGCUAACUGCCUGCUGCUCAUGAAGGAUUACUGCUUGGCUGUGAACAUGUAUGAAGCCAUCAUCCCCAUCCAGCCAGAGCAGGAGCUUCAGCUUCUCAAUAACAUCGGAAAGAUCCUGCUUCAGGUGGGAGACCUCGCGGCGGCACAAAAGUACUUUCAGAGAGUGGAGUCCAUUUGCGAGAACAAGCAAGGCGUGCAGCAUCAGACCAUGGUGCUUAUGAACAGAGCAUUCGCACUCCUGGCAGAAAAUAAUUUCCCAGAUGCUUACCGCUGCUUCCAGGAGGUCUCCAAGUUGGAUCCCACUAAUGCGGUGGCCAACAACAACGCGGCCGUAUGCCUGCUCUACAUGGGGAAGCUGAAGGAGUCGCUGCGACAGCUGGAGGAGCUCAUUCAGAAGGAGCCUCAGCGCUACCUCCACGAGAGCGUGCUCUUCAACCUGUCCACCAUGUACGAGCUCGAAUCGUCACGCAGCACGGCCAAAAAGCAAGGCCUUCUCGCAACUGUGGCCCCACACAGCGGGGACAGCUUCGGUGUGCAGUGCCUCAAAAUGCUGUGAUGAUUUUGUGGAAGUGUGCUUCUGCAGACAUUUGUAGAUCCACUGCUCGAUGAGGGCCUCGCCACGUCGUGCGGGUCAUGGGGGUUAUUAGACCGCGCUUCACCGUGCCGGAGAGCGUGCGAGUUUGUACUCGUCGGGGAGCACCCAUGGGAGCAUAGAAGUACAGUGCAAUGGAUUUUCCUGUCCUUUAUUCCACUACUCGCUACAGACCUGCAGUCUUAUGACAGCUCCUUUGUGUGUGGUGGUCGCCCAUCCCAGCCCUAUCGAGACUCAAGCCUGCUUUGCUUCUGUGAUGAUGAGAUCGGGCGCAUCAUGUGAAAUGUGUAUAGGAAUUUUCACGGUCUGUUACGUUGGAAAUUAUAUCACAAAAAACUGCACGCCACUGUAAUUUAUACCAAUUCACUGCUAAUGUAGGAAUAAAAUACUUAGACCUGUAGCAGUGUUAUUUUGUUUCAGCCUGUGAACAAAGGACACUGCAACAUUUUUUUCCUUCAUGGCUUUUACACAAAGAUAUGAAGUUUGCUGUAUUCCUAAAUGUAUAAAAUAAAUUAGCAGACCAAA